UUUUUAUUUUUAAGGAAGUUUUCUAAUUAAAAAAAGAUUUUCAAUGGCUCCCCAACCAAAACAAGCGAAAGGAAAGACUGGAGGAGAGACGAAAGCGGUGGCAACUGCUUCCAAGGGUGCUUCUGACAGCAAAAAGCGUGUUGUAAAGCCGGGAGGGAAAGAUCGCAAAGCCGUCACCAAAGCUUUGGACGCAAAGAAGAAAUUAGCCAAAGGAAAGUUUACUCUUCACAAAAAGAAAAUCCGAACUUCUGUCCACUUCUAUCGUCCAUCUACUUUGAAGCAAGCCCGUGCACCUCGUUAUCCUCGCAAAGCUGUGCCCAAACGCAACAAACUCGACGCUUUUGCGGUCAUCAAGCAUCCGCUUACGACGGAAUCGGCGAUGAAGAAAAUUGAGGAUACAAACACACUUGUGUUUAUUGUGGAUGUUCGUUCGAAUAAACAUCAAAUUAAGAGUGCUGUCAAGAAACUUUACAAUAUUGAAAUUGCUAAGGUCAACACUCUUAUCACUCCUCUACACACUAAAAAGGCUUAUGUUCGUCUCGCUGCGGAUUGUGACGCUUUGGACGUUGCCAACCGUAUUGGAAUUAUUUAA
Meloidogyne enterolobii is the source of this 592-nucleotide messenger RNA. The record is from the annotation of a GenBank genome assembly. NCBI's taxonomy places the organism in Eukaryota, Metazoa, Nematoda, Chromadorea, Rhabditida, Meloidogynidae.